Messenger RNA from Sorghum bicolor (sorghum), 1906 nucleotides. RefSeq names its product F-box/FBD/LRR-repeat protein At1g13570. The record is from RefSeq and is a predicted model, not a curated record. Gene Ontology annotation, molecular function: protein binding. The coding region runs from base 91 to 1650 and encodes 519 amino acids. Lineage: Eukaryota; Viridiplantae; Streptophyta; Magnoliopsida; Poales; Poaceae. The transcript has 3 exons.
CACGGCACCACCUGUCUGCAUCCUUACCAAUCCCCCGUCGCAGUCACAAACCCCCAAAUUCCAAAACCCUCGCCGGCGGCGACAACGGCCAUGGAAAUCCGUGUUCCGCCCGUCCCCAUGGACCGUCCUACUGUGGCCCUGUGGCGGGACCGGGGCAUGAACCCGCAGGUUCUGGAAGACGACACGCGCACCGCGCUCUCCCUCGUCCACUACGUCCUCCCCGAGCAGGCCGUCUCCCACCACGCCACCCUCUCCGCGCUCCCCGCCCCCGACGGCGCCGACCGCAUCAGCGGCCUUCCGGACGCGCUCCUCCGCGACAUCGUCUCCCGCCUCCCCAUCAAGGACGCCGCGCGCACCACCGCGCUCUCCUGCCGCUGGCGAGGCGUCUGGCACUCGACUCCGCUCAUCCUCGUCGACGCCCACCUCUUCCCUCCCGGAGGCGACGCCGCUCCGCUCCAGGUCGCGCGCUCCGACGGGCGGGGCGUCGCCUCCGCCGUCUCCCGCGUCCUCGCCGCGCACCCGGGGCCCUUCCGCCACAUCCACCUCACCAGCAGCCACAUGGAGGCGUUCCCGGGCCUGCUCGCGCGCUGGCUCCAGACCCUCGCCGUCAAGGGAGUCCGAGAACUCGUCCUCGUCAACCGCCCGUGGCCGCUCAACAUGGACCUCCCUGCCACGUUCUUCGGCAUGGCGACGCUCACCCGCCUCUACCUUGGCCUCUGGAAGUUCCCUGACACGGCCGACCUACCGCGCGCCGUGGCGUUCCCGCACCUAGCUGAACUCGGCCUCUCCUGUAUGGGCAUUGAGAACCAGGACAUGGACUUCGUCCUUGCCAAGAGCCCCGUGCUGAGGUCCCUAUGCAUCCAAGCUAAUAUUUUGCUGAGGCGCCUCUGUCUGGUCAGCCGCAGCCUCCGGUGCGUGCAGAUCAUCGAGAGCAUGGAGCUAGAAAUAGCCGUGGAGAACGCGCCGCAGCUCGAGAGACUCAUCAUCUGGUCAUCAUCGGCUCGUGACGGCUUGCCAAGGAGGGUCAAGAUUGGCCAUGCCCCUGCGUUAAGGACAUUUGGCUAUUUGGACCCGAAAUGGCACGUGCUACAAAUCGGCAACACAGUCAUCAAGGCUGGGACAGGGGCCAGUCCGAACACCAUGGUGCCAAGUGUCAAGACCCUCAGCUUAAGGAUGUGCUUUUCAGUCCGCAACAAUGCCAAGAUGUUGCCGAGCUUCCUCAGAUGUUUUCCGAACCUUGACAGGUUGCAUCUUGAGUCCAGCAAAACUGAUGAGCCCACUGGCAAGCUCAACUUCAAGUUCUGGCAGGAAGCUGGUGCCAUCGAAUGUGUCCAGUCGCACAUUAAGCUGAUGAUCUUCCGUAACUUCCGAGGGGAGCGUGCCGAGCUGUCCUUCCUCAAGUUCUUCCUGGAAACUGCACGGGUACUCAUAAAUUUGGUGAUUGUGUUUGGCAAAGGAAGUUUCACAUCAAUGACGGAGGCGCGCUCCAAAGUGGAACCUUUGUUCGCUGCAAAAUGGGCCAGUGAAAGCUGCUCAGUGCAGCUCGUUGAGAGUGCAUUGAAAGAAGGAGAAGAUAAGUGGUUUCUGAACUUCAGAAGAGGAUCUGAUUUUUCUGUGAGGGACCCGUUUGCUUUCAUCUACCAGGAUUGAAUUAGUGCUCCGUGCAUUAUCUACAAGGAAGGCACUGUUUUGGGUCGUUGACUUGUGUGUCUGUGUGUGUUUUGAGACUCAGCAGGGUUCUUGGGUUCUGUACUUCUGUUUACAUGAUUACAAGUAUGGCUCUCGUCUCUUUUUCUUUUGCUCUGGUCUGAUGUGGAUCAUGCUACCAGCACCACACAAAAUUUCGGCCAAAUGAUUCACUAGAUAUUGGUGAGAAGCAGAUAUAUCAUCCUUCUCACGCUUUGCU